GCCCCGGGCGGCUGUGUGUUUGUGUUGGGGAAGAGGAGGAGGAGGAGGAGGAGGGGGUGGUGGUUGCUCCUGGAAUAAGUGGGCUGUCGGUAGCGCCCGCAAGUCGUAGACAGACAGAAGGAAGGAGAGGGAAGGGGGGAGUCUCUCUCCACACACACACACACACAGGCAGAAGAUGGCCGGCCAGCUGCAAGCUUCACUCCUGACACCAGCCCCAUCUCCCCAGCCUCCCUCCUCACCUCUCCAAUGACAGCCGACAUUUGUCUCUUCUAGAGGCGGGGGAGGGAACAACAUAAAAAAAGGGGGACGAGAGAGAGAGAGGAGGGGGGAAAAGAGAGAGGGAGGCUGGUGGUAGAAACAACAACAAAAUAACGCAGACAGGCAGAAACCGGCGCCGUCACAUUCCGGCUGGAGGAGGUGGAGGAGGAGGAGGAGGAAGAGGAGGGAGGAGGCGAGCGGCUCCCUCCCUCCCUCACUCACCAUGGCAGAGAUGGAGAAGGAGGGCAGACCGCCCGAAAACAAGAGGAGCAGGAAGCCGGCUCACCCCGUCAAGAGGGAAAUAAACGAAGAGAUGAAGAAUUUUGCAGAAAACACCAUGAAUGAACUCCUUGGCUGGUAUGGCUAUGAUAAAGUGGAAUUAAAAGAAGGGGAAGACAUUGAGAUUAAGAACUACCCAGUGGAUGUUGAGGGCCGCCAACAUGUUUCUGUGCUGAAAGAAAAUUCCUUGCCAAAACUAAAACUCUCUGAAGACAGUGUUAUUACUUCGCCAUCAAACUCCAAUUCAAGUUUUCCAGGCAUGACUGCUGGAAAUGGGUUGUCGGAUACACCGGCUGGUUCGAAGGACCAUGGGGGUACUCCCAUCAUUGUCCCAUUGAUCCCACCACCAAUACUCAAGCCACCAACAGAUGAUGAAAUGAUAAAUGUGCAGAUAGUUUGUGCCUGGUGCCAGAAGCUGGGAAUUAAGCGUUAUUCCCUGAGCAUGGGAAGUGAGGUGAAAAGCUUCUGCAGUGAGAAGUGCUUUGCAGCUUGCAGGCGGGCUUAUUUCAAACGUAAUAAGAGUAUGCCAUUUACUGCGGAAGGUUGUCCGUUUGAAAGUAGUCCUGGGUCCCAUCAUGUUCAACAGAAUGUGCAGAACAGAAUGAAGAAAGCUGGUUCAGCUGGCUAUCAGGAUAGAAUAAAAGACACAACAGUAUGUGACUGGUGCAAGCACAUCCGACACACAAAAGAAUACCUAGACUUUGGAGAUGGAGAGCGACGGCUACAAUUCUGCAGUGCAAAAUGCCUCAAUCAGUACAAAAUGGACAUUUUUUACAAAGAAACGCAGGCCAAUCUUCCUGCUGGCUUGUGCAAUACAGUGCACCCUCCAGUGGAAAAAAAGUCUGAUAACACAGGCGUACAACUACUAACUCCAGAGUCUUGGAACAUGCCACUGACUGAUACUCGGAGAAAGCCCCCAUCUCCCGUGGCACCUUCCUCACAGACUCAAGUUCCCAUCCCUACCGCAUCUACCGCCCUCUCCCCAUCUGAUCCUGCCAGUAGCUCUGCUGCCAAAAUCCACACUCCAGUCUCUAAGCCAAUAGCUGCAAAUGAAAGUCCAAAUGUUCCAGCAAUCCAGCUUCAGCAGCCAGCCAGCAUUGUGCCUCCGGUGGGUGUCCCCCCAGGUAAUCCCUCCAUGGUAAUGACAAAUCGAGGACCCGUCCCUCUGCCAGUAUUCAUGGAACAGCAGAUGAUGCAUCAGAUCCGCCCACCAUUUAUCCGAGGACCGCAUACUCCAAGCCCUAAUAGUCCCCUGUCAAACCACAUGAUAUCGGGGCUUGGUCCCCCCGCAGGUGGCUCCAGGACCAUGGGUCCUAAUUCAAGCCCCAUGCACAGGCCAAUGCUUUCACCACAUCUCCAUCACCCAUCAGCACCCUCCAUGCCAGGCAGUCAUCAAGGGUUACUUCCCCCAGCAGCGCCCUUACCUAAUGUUUCGUUUCCACCUGUUAAUCUGAUGCCAAAUAGCCACAUGCAUGUCCCGCACCUUUUAAACUUUGGAGUGCCAUCGCUUGCUCCCUUAGUUCCUCCUCCAACGCUCCUGGUGCCCUAUCCCGUCAUUGUCCCACUGCCUGUGCCCAUUCCAAUCCCCAUUCCAAUCCCUCACAUGUUUGACUCCAAGAAUACCAAUGGUAUUUCCAGUAGUGCUGAGGGUUUAAUUCCAAGCACAACUAACAAUGAAGAUGACACUAAAGAGCCAAGUAGUUCUUUGGCAUCGAAUAAUGGGCAGCAGGGAACUUCCAAGCCUAUUAAAGCCUCAUCUAACUGCUCGAGCCAUUCUUUGAACCAGCCAGCCGUGCUUCUUGACACCAGCAGGAGUGAGAUUGUCGAUCUAACUGUCAAGCCUAAUGGUCCAAUUAAAAGCGAUUUUUCUUUCUCUGAUGCAGUAGACUUUCCACAUGAUGAGGUUAUAGACUUGACCAUGAGCCAUAGAAGCAGACUUAAUCACAUUGGUCACAGACCUCUACAUGCUUCUGUGAAAGUUGAAAAUGAAGGCAGAAGUGUUGUAGAUUUGACUCUUUCCAGUCCAGAUAAACGGAACUGUAUCGACUGUAGGGAUUUUCCUCAUUUGAACCCUAUUGAAACAAAGGUGUUAUCUUGUAGUGGUGCUUCCCACUGCAGCACAAUCCAGCUAAAUUCAGGAAGCUCAGGAGGCGACUCAGAUCUAACACCUUGCAAUCUGGUUAUGAAUGGCACAAAGAACGUGGACGGUUCCCACUUCUCAGAAAAUCCUUCAGACCAGCAGCAGCAGCAGCAACAACAACAGUCACAACCACCACAGCAACAGCAGCAGCCACCGCAGCAGCAGCUGGAGGAGAUCGCUGUCAACGAGCUGGAGUCUGUCAAAGAAAACAACUGCACAUCAAACUGUCAGCUGGAGUUAGAGGCAGGGAUCUCCGUUGACAGUCCGCUGAGCAGCCUGGAGAGAUGGAGCAGCGCAGUCAACUUCCCCGCCACCAAAACGCCGGCAGCCGGCACCUCUCCGGAGCGGCACGCUGCGAGCCAGGUGAUAUCCCAUCGGAAGCGGCACUACUUUCAGUGUUCGGAGUUGAAAGAGACAGCGUGGAAUAAUGCCGUGCAGAAACAAACCGAGUCCAGCCUCUCCUCCUCUCGCUAGACCGUCUGCAGAAACACCAUCCAGCCAUCAGACCGAGUGUGUGGCUUGUCCUGCCCCCCCCCCUCCUCCUCCUCCUCCUCCCCCCCCCCCCCCCCCCCACCACUGGGCCGGGGACGGAGAGGGGUCUCCUCUCCCCGGGACUCUGCCCUAAAGUGACCGGUUUUCGGGGGCUCGUUUUCUUUUUGGUUUUGUUUUUUCCCUUCCUAUACGAGCACGGAUACAAGGACCAAUUCGAGGCAUUUGCUUUUCUUUAAGGAAACCCUCUCCCUCUCUCAGUCCCCUCUGCGCCUGUCCCCGCCCGCAUCGAUGGACUGGAUCCAGAUGGUUGAGCUGCUCAAGAGGCCAAGUUCAGCUCCUCGUCUCCAAUCAACAGCUCGAUCAGCAGUCCCGCUCGUACCCAGGAAGCAAGGCCAGGCUACUCCUUGUGCGAGCGAAGCAAAGCAGUUGAUUAACGGUGGUCUCGGUCAGGGUGCAAAUGGAGUGGUUAACGUUGGAGCCUCUUCCUUCCAAACUGCUGCUGCCGCCUCCAGCACCCCCUCGGGUUUCUUGGGAAAGCCGCGUUUUCCAGUGUUACGUGCUUUAACCAACCUCGAUUUUUAUUUGGAACUGUUACAGGAAGCAGCGCGAAUCGUGCGUUCUGUACCGUGGCUAUUCCGCGCGUUUAUGUUUGCCAAGGGGAUCUGAACAGUCGUUCAGUAUCCAACCAUUGUGUUCAGAGUCUUUCCACCCCCACCCCUCGCCCAGGCAGCACACCUUCAGGGAGCACUGAAGGAGAGAGAGUUCUAGACGCCAAGAUAUCCCGAAGGAGGGGAGUAAUCGGAGGGGGUGUAAUUUGUUCGGCGAAUUGAUAAACAGUGGUGACAUUUCAAACCCUGGUGGUUUUUUUUCCGUUCAGUGCUGGAGGAAGUCGGCGAGACAGACUCCGCUACCACCACGCACACUCACCACGAAUAGGUGGCAUGGAUUGAAAGUAGCCGACGCAGACACUGCACGAAGAUUGAGAAAGAGGCUCUCGUAUUUUAUUUUUAAUUUCUCCUGUCUGAGUUUUUAAAGAGAAAUGUGCAAUUUAAUCCGCGGAUGCUGGGUGGAUAAACAGGGUAGGAUAUUCUUGUCUGCACUGUGACAGUCCAAGCCGAGAAUGCACAGUGCGCCCUAUACAAGCCUGCUAGCGCUGCCCUUGAAGGAUACUGGCUAUGUAUAGUUCGGGAGUCUCAUUUUGCAUGGUGGUUUACGUUGUGCAAUCAGCAGUUUGUUUCGAUGUUUUGUGUAUUUUUUUAAAG
Molecule: messenger RNA, 4431 nt
Organism: Pristis pectinata (smalltooth sawfish)
Lineage: Eukaryota; Metazoa; Chordata; Chondrichthyes; Rhinopristiformes; Pristidae
Gene: sobpa
Product: sine oculis binding protein homolog (Drosophila) a
Exons: 9
Coding region: 482-3151 (889 amino acids)
Biological process (GO): animal organ development
Cellular component (GO): nucleus
Source: RefSeq, a predicted model, not a curated record